Entelurus aequoreus (snake pipefish) is the source of this 1342-nucleotide messenger RNA. RefSeq lists its product as uncharacterized. The transcript is spliced from 4 exons. Lineage: Eukaryota; Metazoa; Chordata; Actinopteri; Syngnathiformes; Syngnathidae. The record is from RefSeq and is a predicted model, not a curated record. Bases 110 to 1342 code for a protein of 410 amino acids.
GCAAGUUGGAGCUCGUGUUUGAUUGAUAAUUUUUUUCAAGCUUCAUGUGGCAGCCUCCUAAUGUUAAGCAUUACCAAGCUCCUUGUGGCAGCAUAGUGAUUGAUUAUGAAUGUGGCAGUGUAAAGAAUGCAGUUUGGAACUAGUUAGCAGGUAUUUGUUGUUGCAGCAUUUUAGGCAGACUCAUGGGCAUUUAAGGGGCAGUUAUCGCUAUCCAUGUCCAUACACAGAUUGCCCGUGCAGUUUUAGUACAUGGAGUAAGCUACUAAAUCAUACAUACAAAGUUCAUGGUAAACAGCAAACUCCCAAAACAGCAGAAGUAGCUACAUUGAAGUGUCAUGUGUGCACAUGCAAAGACCUAACAACAGAAAGAGAUUAUUUUCAACACAUAAAUCGACAUCUGAGGCGUAAUGAAACAAUUCCAUGUACCGGUAUGUUUUUAGGUUGCUCAUUUAAAACAAAUGUAUAUAGUACAUUUAACACACACAAAAACAGGAAACACAACCAACAUUCAUCGAUACAUUUUAAAGCUAAUGUUGUCAGCACAAGAGGUCAGUUGCGUGAGUCAGACAAUUCUGAAGCUGGAUUAAUAGAGUCUGUCAAUACAGAUCAUGAAUUUGAAACACUUAGUUGUGAUGAUGCAACAGAAUUGAACCUGCAAAUAUCUAUUGAACAGAAAAUUGCUUGCAUUUUAUUGAAGUUAGAAAAUAUUGUUCAUAUUUCAAAGUCAGUUAUUGAUGAGGUCCUUUCUGAAUUUCACUACAUAUUAAGUACAGCAUCUUGGCCUGUCACAAAAGCUUUAGUUUCGGAUGUAUUCCAGCAUCAUAAAAUACAACUUCAAGAGUCACUAACUGAUGAGCUGUCCACUGUCCUAUGCCAAUCUAAUCCAUUAGGCGUAGCUAUCGCAAAGGAUGGCCCCCUUGCUACUUCAUAUAAACGUAAACAGUACUAUACAUCUCACUUUUCUGUUUUAGAGCCAGUUGAGUACAUACUAGAUGCCCAGAGAAAUAGAACAUUUCAAUACGUUCCAAUAUUACAAUCUCUUCAACAAUUGUUCACUCAUAAAGGUGUUCUUGAGCAUCUUGAAACUCAGAAAAUACAAGACCAUACAGGCUUCCAAGAGUACAGAACCGUAAGAGACGGUGAGUACUAUAAACAAAAUCUUUUUCUGUCUGGGGAAGGUUUUAGGAUAGCAGUAAAUCUAUAUGUUGAUGAUUUUGAGAUUUGUAACCCACUUGGGACAUCUCGUAGAAAACACAAACUCUGUGGCGUCUAUUGGGUUUUAGGCAAUUUACCACCAGGUUUUGUACUGGUGAUAAAUCAGAAUUUCAGACCAAAGAUGUAA